GUAAAAACGCCGCUUCUCCUGCUUUCCUUCACCAAUAAUUUUCUUUUUUAAAAAAAGAACCCGACUAUUCACAAGGUUCCUGAGUUGGUGCGCGAAAAUGGACAACACGACGACUCUGCGACAGUGGUUCGACCGAGUCGACUCGGAGAAAACCGGGAGCAUCACUGCAACUCAGCUCAAGAGUGCUUUGGCCGUUGGUAAUCUCCAAUUCUCUCUCUCUAUUGUUCAACAAAUGAUCAGCAGGAUGUAUGAUUUUGAUAGGAAUGGGACUAUGAGCUUUGGAGAAUUUGUUGCCCUUAAUAAAUUCCUUACAAAGGCUCAACGUGCCUUCUCGGACGUAGAGAGAAAUCGUGGAUAUCUUCUUCCUGAUGAUGUACAUGAGGCAUUGGGGAAAAUUGGUUUCUCACUGGACUCUCCAGCUUUUUACACUGUCUGUGAGAGCUUUGACCAAAAGAAGGAUGGAAGAUUUCGUCUGGAUGACUUCAUUUCUCUCUGUAUCUUUCUACAGUCUGCUCGGAAUCUUUUUAAUUCAUUCGAUACAGCUAAGCAGGGCAGAGUUACGCUCGAUCUCAACCAGUUUGUUUAUUGCACUGCCAACUGUAGAAUCUGAAACCAAAAGUGCAGCUGUGAAGUUCCUGUCCAUGUUGAAAUAACGAUGGAAUCUGCAGCUGUGUUGUGUCUGGUAAUGUACCAAAACAUGGAAGGCUGUUGUCUUGUGUAUGUCUAUUCAUGUGGGAUUGAAGAUGGAAAACCUAAAUUGAUUUUUGAUUCUUAUUAGUUGCCAAUGCAAUUCUUGCAGGGAUUUCUGUAAGUUUUGAAGACUAGCCAUUUGCUGUGUCUGUUCGUCAGUUGGGUAAAAAUAUUAUUUUGUAAUUUCCAAAUAAUAAUUGAUAAUUAAUAUUUGAAUUUAUUCCAAAA
Manihot esculenta (cassava) is the source of this 918-nucleotide messenger RNA. Its product is annotated as sorcin. Bases 98 to 610 code for a protein of 170 amino acids. The record is from RefSeq and is a predicted model, not a curated record. Lineage: Eukaryota; Viridiplantae; Streptophyta; Magnoliopsida; Malpighiales; Euphorbiaceae. The transcript has 10 exons. Gene Ontology annotation, molecular function: calcium ion binding.